AUGCCAAUUAGUGAAGACGAAAUUGAUUACAACAGAUCACAAGAGCCACAAUCAACAAUGUCUAAGGCAGAAUUAAGAAAAACUCAUAAGCCUAUUAUGGAAAAAAGAAGAAGAGCAAGAAUAAAUCAUUGUCUUAAUGAAAUCAAAACUCUAAUUUUGGAAGCUAUGAAUAAAGAUCCUUCACGUCACACGAAACUCGAAAAAGCAGAUAUCCUGGAAAUGGCCGUAAAGCACCUCCAAAACGUUCAACGUCAACAACUAGCUAUGGCGAUGGCUUCAGAUCCCACUGUUUUAAGAAAAUUCAAGACAGGUUUCAACGAGUGCGCAGCUGAAAUAGAUAGAUAUAUGAACCAAAGUGACAGCGUCGACAACUCUAUGAAAUUAAGAGUAGUAAAUCACCUCCAAAAAUGUAUAGGAGGCAUAGAACAAGUGGCGCAAUUUUCUUUUGGUAACGUUUCGUUUGUAUCUGGAUCGUCUACAUCUCAAAUUGGAUCCAAUACGGGAGAUCAAAACAAUAAUCCUCGUAUACAGAUUCCUCAAGGUAUACAGUUAAUACCGAGUAGAUUACCGAGUGGAGAAUUGGCGUUGCUGGUUCCAAAUUCCAGAAACAUCAAUUUUUUUCCGACAAAUCAAAGACCAAGCGCUUUCGCAACUGUGAUACCCUCUUCAACCGCCGACGCGUCAAAACCCUUAAGUCCUCCCGUCAGUCCUGUUAUUCAAGAUGAAUUGAUAACGCGUAGCCGAUCACCACAAGGUUUUAGACCGGUUGUAUCCACUAAACACUACAAUGAAGAUCAUCAAGUUCCCCAAAUAACAUCAACGGCCGCUCCUUCAAUGGAAGUUAAGUCGCUAAAGUUCCCAAUCAACAAAAGAUUAGAUUUUCCUAAAAAAAUCGGAGAACCUCUCUGCAUAAUUACUAAUCAAGCUGAAAGAUAUAAACAAGCACAAACGAGGGAAGAUUCAGCACAUUUCGAAGAAAAUAUAACGAGAGGAGUAAAAAGGAAGUGUCCAGAAUCACACGGAUUACUAACCAUGGUAAAUGAUGGUUUCUUUCACCCGCCUGCUCCAAAAAUAGUUAAAACUCAGUUAUUAACUCCAGAUUGUAAACCAUCGUCUAGUUUUUGCGAUGAUGAUGGUAAAAAAAUAAAGCAGGAAUCACCUAUUUCUAAAGAAUCAUCCGAUUCAGCUAAUGACAUGUGGAGACCUUGGUGA
This is a messenger RNA of Diorhabda sublineata, 1212 nucleotides long. RefSeq names its product transcription factor HES-4-B-like. The record is from RefSeq and is a predicted model, not a curated record. NCBI's taxonomy places the organism in Eukaryota, Metazoa, Arthropoda, Insecta, Coleoptera, Chrysomelidae. Gene Ontology annotation, cellular component: nucleus. Gene Ontology annotation, molecular function: DNA-binding transcription factor activity, RNA polymerase II-specific; protein dimerization activity; RNA polymerase II cis-regulatory region sequence-specific DNA binding. The coding region runs from base 1 to 1212 and encodes 403 amino acids. The transcript is spliced from 2 exons. Gene Ontology annotation, biological process: regulation of neurogenesis; regulation of transcription by RNA polymerase II; anterior/posterior pattern specification.